This is a messenger RNA of Triticum dicoccoides, 1092 nucleotides long. RefSeq lists its product as uncharacterized. The transcript is spliced from 5 exons. The record is from RefSeq and is a predicted model, not a curated record. Lineage: Eukaryota; Viridiplantae; Streptophyta; Magnoliopsida; Poales; Poaceae. Bases 112 to 756 code for a protein of 214 amino acids.
UCCGAGGAAGAAAGCAACCCCGUGAGAUCGCCACAAGUUUAUAAUAAGCUCAUAAAAGAGUAGUUUCGACUUCGAAAAAGAAGAAAGCCAUACUCCUUUUAGAUCUCACUCAUGGCUAUCGUCGUAAGCUCCUUGACCUCCGGAUCCUUGCCGCGAUACAGUCCGGAGGUUUCUCGGCAACGACGGAGCUCACUUGUGUCUGCAUCGCCUCUUCGCCGGCAAAUCCUCGCCGGCUUGGCCAUCAAGUCGCGGGGCAUCAACCGUGUCCAGCCGACGACGAGAGGAGCAACACAGAUCCCCGCAGCCGCAGCUGGCCCAAGCUCCGGAGACCGAGCAGGAGGAAAGUUCCCAGUUCCCAACGUGCCUUCAUGGGUCAAGCUGCUCGUCGGUCUCUUCUUUGCCGGAGUACCUCUUUACAGACAGAUGAGAGCCCUGCAAGAUAGGGUGGAGCAGACGGCAGAAGUAGCAAUUGAGGUGGUCGAAAAAGUGGCUGAGGCGGCUGAGAAAAUUGCUGAUGAUGUAUCUGAAGCAUUUCCCGGUAAUGAUAACCUCAAAAAGGCAGCAUCCAGGAUCAAGGCCGUUGCAGAUGAAAUUGAGAAGGACGCGGAGAAAGCCAAGGCCCUAAUUGAGAAGGUUGAUGAGAUAGAGAAAGAGAUGGAUUCCGUAGUGGAUUCUGUAAUUGAGAAGGUCAAGAAGGAGAGAUCAUUGAGAAAGAACUCAGUGAAAGGAGACGAUGUCGAUAGGAAACAGAAGUAACACUUAGGUGUUAACAGAGUAUCGAGGCAAAAUGCAGAAUAAUUACUUUGUACUCCCUCCGUAAACUAAUAUAAGAGCGUUUAGAUCACUAAAAUAGUGAUCUAAACACUCUUAUAUUAGUUUACAGAGGGAGUACUAUUCUUUUCCCUGUUUAAAAUCAUCAGGGAUCAGAUUCCCGAUUCCAUUUCAUAGAAACAAAGCCAAUGUUCAAGGCUAACGCUUACCGGACUUUGAAUUAUUUUCGCAAAUGGUAGCUUUAUUGGACCACUUUUAGCCUCCCAUUAGGGACGAAAUGGUUAGCUGCAAAGUGUCGCAUUGAAUGAUGGUCUUGCAUUA